AUGGCCGACCGGCCCCCUCCAGUAACGCGCCCCGGCGCCCCGCGACCAGCGCGCAACAACCACACCGCCGCCACCGGCGUUCGUCGCAACCUCUUUCAGUCGCAACUCACGCGCCGUCCGACACCCGCGUCGUCCAAUUCGGCGGAGACGAUGCGCUUCGAUAUCGACGUCCUGUCCGAAGCCGACACAUCGGAGAUCGUCAUCCGCGAUCAGAACGGGGAGGUGCAGGUGGGCGACCCGCCGGCGCCGUCGGACGAUGAGGCCGAGGUGGAGGCGCUGGAUGAUGCGCAGGAGAAUGAACGGGAGAGACGCAAGCUUGCCGAAGCAGUCAAACAUCACCAAAUCAACCAUAAUAGGGCUCCUGCAGAACUGGAAGAAGUUCUCGAAACGUUACGUGCAAGCAUGAGGGCACAGGUAGCCGCUUUGGCCGAAGACAAUUGGAUGUACGAACCAGAAGAGCAGCCACGAGGCCAAUGA
This is a messenger RNA of Pseudomassariella vexata, 477 nucleotides long. RefSeq lists its product as uncharacterized. The record is from RefSeq and is a predicted model, not a curated record. Bases 1 to 477 code for a protein of 158 amino acids. The transcript has 3 exons. Lineage: Eukaryota; Fungi; Ascomycota; Sordariomycetes; Amphisphaeriales; Pseudomassariaceae.